CGACUUGAAAGUAUAGAUGCGAACAUUACAUGGUUUCCGAGCGGACUAACUCGACGACGGGAUACAUCUAAAGUUCAAUCAAAACAUCAAAUUUCCCAAUAAUGUCUCAAUGGGAAGGUGAUUCCCGGGAAUGGAUUUUCCCGCGGUUUCGAGUUUCUUCCUCCUCCUCCUUUCCCGGGAGAUUGAAAGGUUUGACUUUUCCACUUCCGUCAGCCUCUGCGGGAGAUACUAACAUACGCCCGGCGCACCACCCAUAUGGCUGUAAUGUGGGCUUUGCUUCGACUCCUUCUAUGAAGCACACGUGCUCCGGGUGCAUACGGAAAUAUCACAGCCAGCCUUUUGUCACCAACCGAUAAUUCUCUACCGCGGCUUCACCUUCUUGGCCUUCAUCUGUCCGUCCCCUUCGUCUCUCUCCUGAUUUUCCAACACACAGGACGCGUCCUUCCCCUGUCUGUCUGCUCUCUCUCUCUCUCUCAUUCUCGAAUCUGAGAAGAACAAAUCAAGUUACACGAGGAGUCAUCUGCAAUUGGCUUACGGCGAUGCCGUUCUGCGAGGCGAGCGACAAUGGUGGCGUCAAGCUCUUCUACCGGACAUACGGCGGCGGCCCCGUCAAGGUCCUCCUCAUCAUCGGAUUAGCUGGGACCCACGAUUCAUGGGGCCCUCAGAUCAGGGGGCUGACGGGCACGGAAACCCCCAACGACGACGAGUUCAGCGCAGCUGGUCCGAGCUCCGGUGGGGUCGCCGAGAGUGAGGGAGCUUGCGGUGGAAUCGAGGUCUGCGCGUUCGACAACCGGGGAAUGGGCCAGAGCUCCGUACCCGCCAAAAAAUCCUCCUAUACGACAAGAAUCAUGGCAAAAGACGCCAUUGCUUUAAUCGAUCACUUGGGAUGGAAAGCAGCCCAUGUCUUUGGUCAUUCUAUGGGAGCUAUGAUUGCUUGUAAAUUGGCAGCAAUGGUGCCCCAGAGAGUUUUAUCAUUGGCUUUGCUUAAUGUGACUGGUGGAGGUUUUGAGUGUUUUCCCAAGCUUGACAAGAAAACCAUAUCCGUUGCAGUUCGCUUCUUGAGAGCUAAAACUCCUGAACAGAGGGCAGCUGUCGACUUGGACACCCAUUACUCGGAGGAAUAUUUGGAUGAAUAUCUAGGAACUGACACCAGGAGGGCAAUCUUGUACCAACAAUACGUGAAAGCCAUAUCAUCAACAGGAAUGCAGUCACACCACGGCUUCGAGGGUCAAAUCAAUGCCUGUUGGACCCAUAAAAUGACACGAGCAGAGAUAGAAGUGAUCCGAUCCGCUGGGUUUCUUGUGUCCGUCAUUCACGGGAGGCAUGACAUAAUUGCUCAAAUAUAUUAUGCAAGACGACUGGCAAGGAAGUUGUACCCUGCUGCAAGAAUGGUAGACCUUCACGGAGGGCAUCUAGUGAGUCACGAAAGAACUGAAGAGGUCAAUCAGGCUCUUCUUGAGUUGAUCAGAGCUUCGGAAAUGAAGAUCAGUCCUCAGGAUUGGACUAAUUUGCCCGAGAAGAGCUCAGGGUGGAUAAGCACGGCAUUGUUAGUAAGAAGAACAAGGACGGAGGGAGGAAGAAGUGUCUCAGUUCUGUACGAGGUAGCGGAUAGGUUACGUGUUUUCAUGUUAUACCUUUUCGGUUUAUUCUUGUUGGCGCUUGAGUAUGGAAGAAAGGGGAUAAGGAGCCUAAAACCAGUAAAGGUGGGGUCUUGCCUAACAUAGCCAAGGCUUAGUGAACCCUUCUUUUUAUCGGUAAGCCUCGUGCUCAGUUAAACCCGAUGUUCCUGGAUCUAAGGUUCUCAUAUAAUUUGUACUUUCUUUAUCCCAGCACAUGGCUUAGCAACAUGUCAUUAAACUCUGCAGGGCUUCCUGAUUCUGGUAAAAAAAAAGUACAUACCCUGUAAAUGUACGGACAACUUCACGGGACUGAGGCGACUGGUAUUUGGCUAAAAGUCGAGACUCAUCUACUAAGAAGCACUCAUAACGUGGAGAAUCAAGAUAUAAAUAAGUUUAUAUUAUACUGUCAAAUUGUACUGAUCGGAUACGUUCUUCCUAUGUGGUCUUCAGUUCAGAUAAAUGGAGAACUUUCAGCUGAAUAAAACAAAGAGAAAUUCAUAUAA
Messenger RNA from Punica granatum (pomegranate), 2122 nucleotides. NCBI's taxonomy places the organism in Eukaryota, Viridiplantae, Streptophyta, Magnoliopsida, Myrtales, Lythraceae. The record is from RefSeq and is a predicted model, not a curated record.